Molecule: messenger RNA, 2330 nt
Organism: Vicia villosa (hairy vetch)
Lineage: Eukaryota; Viridiplantae; Streptophyta; Magnoliopsida; Fabales; Fabaceae
Product: cytochrome P450 71D11-like
Exons: 2
Coding region: 82-1617 (511 amino acids)
Molecular function (GO): monooxygenase activity; iron ion binding; heme binding
Source: RefSeq, a predicted model, not a curated record
UGGAUAUGAACACCACCUUUCAAUGCUGCACAAUAUUACAAAUUAUAUAUUGUACCAUAUUCCAGUGAUAGUCAAAUCUCCAUGGCUCUUCAAAUUCUCAACUUCUUCACCCUUUUUGCUAUUUUUAUGUUCAUGAUCAUUGCAUUAAAAAUUAAGAAUCAUUGUAAAAAAUAUGAUUCAAAUACUAAAAAAAUACCCCCGGGGCCAUGGAAGUUACCAAUUAUAGGCAAUAUUCACAAUCUUGUUACAACAAACCCACCUAGAAAAUUAAGAGAUUUAGCAAAAAUUUAUGGACCCUUGAUGCAUCUCCAACUUGGCGAGAUCUUCUUCGUAGUUGUUUCAUCACCAGAAAUUGCUAGGGAGGUCCUGAAAACACAUGAUAUUAUCUUUGCAUCAAGGCCUCAUCUUCUAGUCACAGAAAUAGCUGCUUAUAAUUCAACGGAUAUAGCUUUUUCCCCUUAUGGUGAUUACUGGAGACAACUCAGAAAGAUUUGUGCUACUGAGCUUUUGAGCACAAGAAGGGUUAAAACUCUUUGGCCUGUAAGAGAGAAAGAGAUCAACUCUCUCUUAAGAAAGAUUUCUUCAAAUGAAGGAACAGAAUUCAAUCUUACUCAAGCAGUUAUUUCAAUGAUGUAUACUUUCACUUCAAUGGCGGCGUUUGGUAAGAAAUAUUCAGAACAAGAAGAAUUCAUAUCAAUUGUAAAACAACUUAUAAAACUUGCUGGAGGGUUCUAUAUCGGUGACUUGUUUCCUUCAGCUAAAUGGAUUCAAAAUUUCUCUGGAAUGAGGCCUAAGCUUGAGAAGUUAAGCCAACAAGUAGACAGGAUAUUAGAACAUAUCAUCGAUGACCAUAAAGAAACAAGAUCAAGAAGAGAUAAACAAGGUCUGCCUGAAGAAGAUGAAGAUCUGAUCGAUAGUCUUUUGAAAUUUCACGACAACGACAGGGAUACGGAUUUUCAUUUAACUUCUGAUAAUGUCAAGGCCAUAAUUUUGGAUAUGUUCACUGGUGGAAGUGACACAGCAGCAUCUCUUAUUAACUGGACAAUGGCUGAGAUGUUGAAGGAUACUAGAGUUUUGAAGAAAGCACAAGCUGAAGUGAGAGAAGUGAUUAAUAAGAGAGGAAAGAUCGAUGAAGCUACGUUUGAAGAAUUCAACUAUUUAAAAGCAGUAAUCAAAGAGUCACUAAGAUUACACCCUUCUGUUCCUCUCCUUCUUCCAAGGGAAAAUAGUCAAGCUGUUGAGAUUAAUGGCUAUGACAUACCUGAAAAAAGUAGGGUCAUAGUUAAUGCUUGGGCCAUUGGAAAGGAUCCAAAUUAUUGGAUUGAGCCAGAUAAGUUUUAUCCUGAAAGGUUUAUUGAUAGUUUGAUUGAGUACAAGGGAAAUAAUUUUGAGUACAUUCCAUUUGGUGCUGGAAAGAGAAUUUGUCCGGGCAUGAAGUAUGGUUUGGCUAAUACUGAGCAGGUUCUUGCACUUUUAUUGUAUCAUUUUGAUUGGAAGCUGCCCAAUGGUAUGAAAAAUGUGGAAUUGGAGAUGGCAGAAGAGUUUGGAAUUAAUAUGUCAAGAAAAGGCGACCUACACUUGAUUCCCAUCACUUCUCAUCAGUUGCUUGUAAUAUAAAAAAUGAGGUUCGUAUAAGUUGUACUACCUUGAAGAGUGAUGAACUCCUAAAACACUCUAUAUUUGAUAAUAGCUUCUUUUUAUGCUACUUGUUGUAUAGAUUUAAAUGUUGUGCUAUUUUCGUGUUAGUCGAUUUUAGUGAUGUUUAGAGUCAACUCAUAUGGUAAUAUCUUAGAAAAUGAAAAUAUCUCAAGAUCAUAUGAAUGUGCUGAGAUGAGAAAAUGGAAAAAGCUUUAAAUUGUUGAAGAAAUGUGAAUGAGACGAAGAAGAAGAAUGUUCAUUCAUUUAUAGGGCUGAUACCAUAUUGAGAGAGUUAGAAUGAACAUAGUGAAAAUGGAGUCUCAUUGGAAAACAAGGAAAAUACAAGCUGAGUUAUAUACAAAAUGGAGUGACUUGCACCAUAAGCUAUCUACACCCUACUACACCAGUAAUUCUUAAAUCAUAACCAACUACAACUAACUAUUUUUAACUAACUUUUGUAACCGUAAAGUGACAAUUGUGGUACUAUAGCGCCAUAGUGGAAUUUAGAGAAACUGCUAUUGUUUUGCAACACACAAUUAAUUGCAAACUGUUGUCAAAUUUUUCGCAAAAGCAGUACUAUAGCAUAGCACUUUAGUGUAGCGGAAUUUAAAGCAGAUAGCGGAAUUUUCCAAUCUGCAAUUAAAACCACUGCUUUCAAAUGGAAAAAAGUGUGUACUGCAGUGUAUACAAUC